Colletotrichum destructivum is the source of this 1409-nucleotide messenger RNA. RefSeq names its product Putative methyltransferase type 11, S-adenosyl-L-methionine-dependent methyltransferase superfamily. The coding region runs from base 378 to 1256 and encodes 292 amino acids. Lineage: Eukaryota; Fungi; Ascomycota; Sordariomycetes; Glomerellales; Glomerellaceae. Gene Ontology annotation, molecular function: S-adenosylmethionine-dependent methyltransferase activity. The transcript has 4 exons. The record is from RefSeq and is a predicted model, not a curated record.
ACCUUCGAACCCAACUCCCCUCAUCACAUCCGCCCCACACCCCAGGACAUGACGUGCGGGAGGAAGGAAGACAAGAGGGACUGAGUUUACUUGGCUGCGAGAAAUAACCGCUACGGUUUGCUAAUCCCGGUAUUCGAUACAAACAAUAUCGCGCAAUCGCCUCGUCUCGGAGCCCUUCUUUUUCUUUUCUUUUCUUUUGGCCCACGUCGGCCGAAGCUUGUCUCCGCAUAACCAAGAUCACGUACGCAUACUACAGAGUACCUAGACAGGUUAUUUGGUUCUUGCACAUCGCAUCCAGUCGCGUUCCGCUCGACGCAAAUACACCCAAAACAAAACAAAAAGGAAGGAAGGACAGUUUACGAAACACUACAGUGGCCAUGUCCCCCACGACCCUCCACCAGGGCGCGACAAAGGGCUUCGCCGACGCCGCCACCUACGACGCCUACCGGCCCUCGUACCCGCCUGGGGCGACGCAGAGAUUCCUCUCGCAUCUGCGCCUCGCCGACGUCCCGCACGCCCGGGUCCUGGACCUCGCGGCGGGCACGGGUAAGAUGACCGAGGUGCUGGCGGCGCGGCAUGAGGGGUUCGAGGUCGUGGCUGUCGAGCCGCACGAGGGCAUGCGCGCCGAGCUCGAGAGGAAGGGGCUGUCCGGGGUCGAGGUGAAGGACGGGUUCGCGUCCAGGCUGCCGCUGGACGAGGAGUGGGGGGAUGGCGCCAUCGUUGCGCAGGCUUUUCACUGGUUUGCAACGCCAGAGUCACUGAAGGAGAUCCACCGCGUCCUGAAGCCGACCGCCGUGCUGGGCCUGAUCUGGAACAUUGAGGAUUACAAUAAGCCGCAGCACUGGGAGGCCAGCACAACGUGGGAGAAGGCCCUCAACGAGCUCGUUUUCAGCCUCGGCUCCGAUGGCCAGCCGCGGUUCCGCGACUUCGUCUGGAAGGACGUGUUUGACAGCCAGCUCGACUCGAACCCGCUGCGCGCCGUCAAGGACGUCGUACUCGAGGGCGGCCGCAAGAUGCCCCUGUUCUCGGUGCCCGUCGGCGAGGAGAAGGUGCCGUUCACGACGUGGCUGACACCCGAGGCCAUAUGGAACCGGCUGCGGACGCUGAGCCAAGUCGCAGUGCUCCAAGGAGAGGCCGCGGGCGCGUUCAAGGCGCGGUUCGACGCCAUUCUGGGUGGCGAGAGCGUGGAGAGGAACGAGAGGGGGGAGGUUGCGCUGCACGGGGUCACGUACUUUGCGUGGACUUCGAGGCUGUAGGCGAUGAGGGCAAGCCAGCGCGCCUGGCCUCGUUCUUAGUGGGUUCGUUUACCUUCCUUGGGCAGCAUGCGAGCAAGUGGUUGUGGAAUUGAGGGUAUAUAUUUGUUUUGGGUUGAUUUCAUAGAUCCUCUCUGCGAUGAAUUGCUUCUUGAU